UUCUGUGGUGCCACAUUUAUAAAAAUAUUUGUCAUUGUCUAUGGUUUAAAAAAUUAAGGAAUUUUGAGGAAACGGACGAUUAGUUUUUCUUGUUGUAGAAUAUUCUGUGUAGAAAAGAGGUUAAAUGAAUCAGCAACGCUAUAAGUGCCGUUAAAACAUGUAUUAGGCUCCCGCUACUAUAUUUUAUGUUAGUUCUUUGUUUCAUUGUGUAAUUUCCACGUAUAAAAUAAAAUUGUGCACAAUUAAAAUGGCGACUGACCAAGUGAAAAACCGCAUGCAUGUAUUCAAGAACACUGGAAAAGAUGUGGAUGAAAUGCGCAGGCGGAGGAACGAAGUGACAGUUGAACUAAGGAAGAAUAAAAGGGAAGAAACUUUACAAAAAAGGCGUAAUGUCCCCAUCAACGACUCCACAGAUGAAGACGAGAUCGAGAGGACGUUGGCGUCAACGAACCUCAAGGAGUUGGUGAUGAACGCAGCCAACGCCGAGAAUCCCGAUGUUCAGCUGGCAGCUGUGCAGCAAUGCAGAAAACUACUAUCAUCAGACAAGAGCCCCCCAAUAGACGAACUAAUAAUGAACGGCAUCCUUCCCAUCUUAGUGCAAUGCCUAUCACGAGCAGAUAAUCCUACAUUACAGUUUGAAGCUUCUUGGGCUCUCACCAACAUAGCCUCUGGUACCUCAGCACAGACAAACAAAGUAGUACACGCUGGUGCAGUGCCCCUGUUCUUGCAGCUGCUGAUGUCACCCCAUGAAAAUGUUUGUGAGCAAUCAGUUUGGGCUCUAGGAAACAUCAUUGGUGAUGGGCCAGUGCUUCGUGAUUUCGUCAUAGAAAUGGGUGUAGUGAAGCCACUGUUAAGCUUUAUCAAACCAGAGAUCCCUAUCUCUUUUCUACGUAAUGUUACCUGGGUUAUUGUCAAUUUGUGCAGGAGUAAGGAUCCUCCGCCACCAGCUAAAACUAUUUUGGAGAUUCUUCCUGCCCUCAAUGUGCUGAUUGUGCACAGUGACACAAGUAUCCUAGUUGACACAGUUUGGGCCAUCAGUUAUCUAACAGAUGGUGGAAACGAACAAAUUCAAAUGGUCAUUGAAUCUGGCAUUGUACCCAAACUGAUCCCAUUGCUCUCACAUAAAGAAAUGAAGGUGCAGACAGCAGCUUUGCGAGCAGUUGGCAACAUUGUCACUGGAACUGAUGAACAAACACAAGUUGUUCUGAACUGCGAUGCCCUCUCACACUUCCCUGCGUUAUUGACACACCAGAAAGAGAAAAUCUGCAAGGAAGCUGUAUGGUUCUUAUCAAACAUCACAGCUGGUAACAAGCAUCAAGUGCAGGCAGUGAUAGACGCAGGUCUCUUGCCGAUGAUCAUUGAAAACCUGCGCAAGGGCGAGUUCCAGACGCAGAAAGAGGCCGCAUGGGCCAUCUCCAAUCUAAGCAUUAGCGGAACUAAGGAACAAGUCGCCACGCUAAUAAACUGUGGCGUCAUACCUCCCUUCUGCAAUCUCCUCAGCUGCAAGGAUACGCAAGUCAUCAAUGUGGUGCUAGAUGGCCUGAGUAAUAUGUUGAAGAUGGCUGGUGAGAAUGCUGAACAAAUCGCCAGCAUGAUUGAGGAGUGUGGAGGCAUUGACAAGAUUGAAGCGCUACAGAGCCACGAGAAGAUUGAGAUCUACAAGAUGGCCUAUGAUAUCAUUGAACAAUAUUUCGCUGGAGAGGAGGAGGACGCAACACUGGUGCCGGCGGCGGCGGAGAGCGGGUUCCAGUUCGAGCCGGCGGCGGGCGCGGGCUCCGGGCCCCACGAAGGGUUCCGCUUCUAGCGCGUGCUCAUUCUACCGGCCUCGGCCUCGGCCCCGGCCCCGCAGCCGCGCCGCACCCGCGCGCCGCUCGCUCGCUGGCCGCUCGACCCCGCCAGCGCCCGCGACUCCAACGCGCACUGGCACCGCUUCCCAACGCUCGGCGAGUCGCCGCCCAAGCAUUGAGCUGGAGCUACCGUGUGCGCGAGCUGCGAGUUAACUAGCGUCAUCUAUCCACCGCGCGACUGACCGAAACCUGGCACACUAGCGCCAUCUAUUGACCGAAACUUUACUACUUUACUGCAGUCGUGAUAUUCAAUUUUCGUACCUUUAUGCAUUUCUUUAUCAAAUAAUUAAUAGAUGAUGAUGAAUUCAAUGGGGAAUGCGAGCGCUACUUUACAUACGAAUCGUACCUCUUUUUCUCAAUCGAAUAAUUACUUGAUGAGUUCAGUUUUAGCUGUAUGGAAUCGGAUGGAGUAUCCGAGCAUUGCUUUACUUACAUACAGCUCUCUAAAGGCUGGAUAGUUUUCAUAUUUAUAUUUUAGUUCGGUCAGUCGCGUGCUAUAUACACUUCGCCAAAGGCAACUAAUGGUGGUGAGCGCUAGCUAAUAAGCUAGGUGCGGCGGUCGCGGCCCGCAUUGGGCGUCGGACCGCGGAGGCGAGCGGACGCCAGGCCGGGGCACGGCCGCCUUGUAAAGCGAGCGGCGCCCGUGCCGCGGCCUCGCUGUGAUAAAGACUAUAAUGUGAUGUUUGACAGUGUUUCAACUUUGUUUUUCUCGAUUUCAUAAUGUAAUUAAAGGACGACGGGCGCGAAAUAGGCGGCUCCCGAGCGUACGACGCGUACGCAAAGCGAUGUACUCCGCUUCCUAUCGAUGCUUUUGAUAAUAAUAAUAAUAACAUAGUAUUUAUGUUUCGAUUUUAACUCCCAUAUGUGUAAUAUCGUCACAGAUUUAAGGACUAGUGGACACCAUGUUUUACGGUAUGAAAUUAUGUUCUGACAAACCCAUUUGUAUCUAUAUACCAAUAAAUUCUGUCCAAUAUAGAAAUUGUUUUAUUUUUUAUUAAGAUUCAUAUUACAAAAGUCGUCAAAAUAAUGAGGGCAAGGAAUCCAGACGGAGUUUCGGUUCCAAGACAUUGUAGUCGUAGCUUCUCUGAAAAAAAACAAGCGUAACAUUUGACGUUACUGUAUGAAGACUCAGUCGUAUCGUCUUGAAGUGAUCGCAGCGUAAUGCGACUGUUUAGCGACACUGC
Messenger RNA from Chilo suppressalis (striped riceborer), 3031 nucleotides. Lineage: Eukaryota; Metazoa; Arthropoda; Insecta; Lepidoptera; Crambidae. The record is from the annotation of a GenBank genome assembly.